Molecule: messenger RNA, 711 nt
Organism: Symbiodinium natans
Lineage: Eukaryota; Dinophyceae; Suessiales; Symbiodiniaceae
Source: the annotation of a GenBank genome assembly
AUGCCUAUGCAAGGCUGGCUAGGUUAUGGCUGGGUUGCUCAGCUUGAAAAUCAUGCUCUGUAUACGGCCACCCAUGAGUCACCUUUUUUCGAGGCUUCCGCGAACAGUCGGCCAGCUCAUUGGCUGGCGGCAAAGGCGGCCAUGAGCCACGUUCACGUCAAGCCCCGGGGUUUCAGCUCUUGCCGGCGCUCUUGCUUGCAAUGCUUGGCAGACUUGGCAGACUUGGCAGACGUGUCAGGAUCCUGGAACUUCGACUCGGCACAAGCGGCCCUGGCACCGGCGGAGAAGGCUUCGGUGCACACGCUCCGCUCAGCAGAGGCUCCCACUGAGGAUGACCGCCACAAGGCACGGAAGCCUGGCGGACGUGGCAUGCACAACGCCGCCUCCCUUUGCCGCAGCUGCUCCGAGCAUCGCCAAGGAAGCCCGGAAGCCUGCGUGGGUUGCUGCGUGGGUUGCUGCGUGAGUUGCAAGAGGGACCGCUUUGAUGCGGGCAGCUCCCACCUUUGUGCAUGUUGCGCAGCAGGUGGCUCAACGCCGAGGCUAGCUGGCGGCCUUCGGCCGCUCCGCACCUUCGAAAGCCUCCACUAUCCGCAGUGGCGUGAGGAGGCCAUCCACGAAGGAGGCGAUCAGAGCAGCCGGUGCGAACGAAGAUUCAUCACACACGGAGGUGCUGCACUGUAUCCGCAAGCCUUAAAGAUCCUAGUUGCCUAG